GAUGUAGCAGCAGACGUAGGAAGGACAGAUGUGAUUUUCAUUCAUCAUUAUUCUUGCCAAAAUGUAGUGAAUAGAUCGUUAACUUGUUACAAUUUCAAGAUGACGCUUAUAGCAUUGUUCAGCCGCUUUGUUCGUGGAACUUUGUUGAAAUAUGAAACAGUUGCGGUGGUUUUCGCAUUGUUAUUUCUCUAUGGUUAUGUCUUUCAUCGAGACCACAUCCUCCGCUCGGUGUUUAGACGGACACUCAUGCACUCAGACGCCGGGCCUGGCCCACCAGUGAUCAUGCGGAUUCCCGGUUUGAACAAAGGGGGACUAGGGAGGAGUAACGGGCAUUUAAAGUACAGUCAUGCUAGCCACAGAUCUAGUUAUAAACAAUUCGAAAGUCAAAGUGAUGUAGCUCAUUGGGAACUUUUGAAAGACAAUGUUGCUGUGUAUUCUAUUCAAGGACGACGCCCUGGGAUGGAAGACCGAUUUGAUUACGCGACGGGAGAGAAGGAUGGAGUGUCUGAAAAAUUCUGUGGGAUUUAUGACGGCCAUGGAGGCGAGUUUGCAGCAGAAUUCACAGAGAAGUUACUCUCACAAUCAGUCCUUGCGCGACUUGCCACCGCUAAACGAAGACAGCAACAUGUCAAUCAUUCACAGAUACUCAUCGAAGAAAUAUUGGCUGUGGACGAGAAAUUCCUUACUGUAGCAAAGUCAAAUGAGGAUAUGGCAGGGUCAACUGCUCUGGUAGCCCUAAUAACAGAAUCAGAUGUGAUUGUCGCAAACGUUGGGGAUUCACGUGGCGUGAUGUGCGACGGGUCUGGAAAAGCCGUCCCACUUUCGUACGACCACAAACCCCACCACCCUCAGGAGCGUAAACGCAUCAAGAAGGCAGGAGGUUUCAUUGCUUUCAAUGGCGUCUGGCGCGUCGCUGGAAUCCUCGCCACAUCCCGUGCCAUCGGGGACUACCCGCUUAAGGAUCACAAGUUUGUCGUCGCCGACCCUGAUAUUUUGACCUUUGACCUUGACGAACACACCCCACAAUUCCUGAUCCUUGCCAGCGAUGGAUUGUGGGAUACAUUUAGUAAUGAAGAAGCCGUCCAGUAUAUUAAAGAGCGAUUAGGGGAGCCGCAUUUUGGCGCCAAAAGUAUUGUUCUUCAGUCAUUCUACCGCGGUUCUAUGGACAAUAUAACAGUUAUGGUUAUUAAUCUCAGCAGACAUCGCUCAAAUUCAACUCAUGUGCAAUAGCUAAAUAUGGGUUCUUAUCAUUUUUUCUUCCUUGCUUAAAUUUAAUCAUUCUUUUUAAAGAUGAAAUGUGGUUUUAUUUAUUUUGUUAUUUUGUUUGAUUAUGUUGAGUUCAUGGAUGAAUUUUGAACAUUAAUAAGUAAUCAUGAAGAGGGCAUGUGACUGUUAUUUAUUGAGAAUUUGAGAGACUGAAUUGUAUUUAUCAUUUGAUUGAAAUUGUGAGAACAGUACUUACAAAGGUACAUUGCGCACAUGCAUGAUGAUUAUAAAUUUGUAAUGAUGUCUUUUCCUUCCCUUUUGUCCUUGAAUAUGUUAUGCAGGGUUGGUAAAUACUGGAUGGUAAAUAUUUUGAAGCAAUGACAUACUGCCUAAUACUGUACACUGAUAAAUAUAAAAAAAAACUAUGAUAAUACCAAUACCAUGUAUUACAUUUGCGUAGGAUGUAAGCUCCCAUAUUUCAAAUCAUUAUAGGUAAUCAUGAAAAGGGUCCUUGAACAAAAAUUAUGUUUAUACAUAUCAAUGGAAAAUUAUUUCAAGAGUUAAUACAGCGUGCUCCUUGAUGCAUGUUGAUUUAUCAUAAGGAUAAGGAUAACUGUGUUCAGGCUUUAUUCAUGGAACGUUCACAUCACAUUUAAGUUUAUCAGUAAAAAUACUGUAGGUCUACACUGUAUAAGGAAAUUAUCAAACCUAUUUUGUUGCAUGUAGCAGUUAUACAUGUAUAUCAAGUAGCAGAUUUUUUUAUAUUGAUUUACAUGUAUAAAGCCGUUAUGAUAUGAUUUCCGCCUUAUUUUUUGUGUCAUAUCCCAUCGAUUUUGUGCAUGUGUUGUUGUGCUUCACUGAUUUGUUAUUCCAUGUGUGAACAGGCCUUCGAUUCACUACUCUAUUUGGAAUUUAUUGCAGGGCAAAAAAUAAUUGAGUUUGAAGUAGGAACUGACUCUGUCAUUUUCCAUUUUCAUGUUUAUGAAAACCAAAGCCUAUAGGAUUGCAUUCGAUUGCUAUGAUUUAUGUAAACAAGGAUAUGAAACAUGUCCCCAAUCCCAUUGUCCCAUAUUUCUUUUCUUUCUUUCAUAUGCUUUUUUUUAUAUCACAGCUCUAUCCUUACAUAACUUGGCCUGCUAUCAUUUCGAACCUUUCUCCAACUGAUACAAGUACAAACUUACCUUUAUUACAUUGUUGAAUAUGUAUGCUGGUUUCAUUUUGAUUAAAUUGAUUGAUUGAUUGAUUUUAUUCAUCAAGAAUAUCACAAGAGAUUACAAUGAAAUUGAAGAAUAC
Lytechinus variegatus (green sea urchin) is the source of this 2499-nucleotide messenger RNA. It is a transcript of the gene ppm1l, whose product is annotated as protein phosphatase 1L-like. Lineage: Eukaryota; Metazoa; Echinodermata; Echinoidea; Temnopleuroida; Toxopneustidae. Gene Ontology annotation, molecular function: protein serine/threonine phosphatase activity. Gene Ontology annotation, biological process: protein dephosphorylation. The transcript has 3 exons. The record is from RefSeq and is a predicted model, not a curated record. Bases 100 to 1230 code for a protein of 376 amino acids.